ACAGGUCUGCCACAGUGCAAGCUUCACCACACACUGCCCAGCCAACAUGCCUCAAUCCAGCCCUGAUGAAUACUCCCUGGAAUUACCAGUACCAGGAUGAAGAUUCACUAGCACUAGAUCAUGGCUACCCUCAGUUAACCAACGAAGUGCGCCCCCCAGAGCUGGUCCACGUGUCUGAGAAGAACUUGUCCGAGAUUGAAAAUGUCCAUGGAUAUGUUUCUCAUUCACAUAUUUCUCCAUUAAAGCCUCCACUGAUUACCCGUUUUGAUCUAACAUACCCAGGUCUGACUGCUGCAAACUACCUGGCAAGUUUGUUUUUAUUUGAAAAAAUGUAUUUUCUGUAUCUUUGGGGAAUUUGGGCUGUGCAAGCUUUAUGUGUGGUAACAUAUAUUAAAUACAAAGUGUUAACAUGAAAGACUGGCAUAGAUGAUAAAAAUGAUGCCCACAAUUAAUUGCUAUCCUGUUGUGUAAUGUACUAGUCAGUAUAUUAGUUAUGUAAAUAUCUAGAGUGUUAUUGAGUUUUAAAUGUCUUGUGUGACGUACCAUUAUUUCAUAGUGUUGGUGUUGAAUUAGCAAUUAUCACUUAUCUUAAGAGAAAUUAUAAUUGCUGUAGUAGUUGUACUGUAAAAUCAGUUACCGUAUUUCUGUUGGGCUGACUUGUGCAAUUCUGCCAUGCAUCUGACUGUCCCAGAACAUGCAAUUAAAAAUGUAGGAUACUUCUAACAACUGUCAGGAUUUAACUGGCGAAAGUGUUUGUCGCAAGGUUUCCUUGCCAGUCGAUAAUGCCAGAAUGCUUACAUUAUCCUCCUGCAAUCCAAUAUUUUUCUGAUACAUUGUUAAGCCUGCAUUUACUGACAGACUGACGUGUCCUGCCCCUCCCUACCUGCCAUAUAGUCUUGUGCAUCUUACCUUGAAGGAUGCCAAAAUAACUCUGCUUAUGUGGUUUGCAAAGUGAGAGAGAUGCUAGCUUCUCUGGCUGAUAUGUAUUCUCUGCUCUUUUAACCCCAAGUAGAAUAUGUUAUCUUGAAGUCUGGGUAUUCGAGACAGAUUGUUUAAAUGUGUAUUAAAUAUCUUUAGUUAGUACAGUAAUACAUUUAUUUUCUGCUAGUAAUUAAGUUUCCAACAUUCAGAGGAUAUUGAGAAGCAUGAUUCAUUCAUUUGAUCGAAUUUAACAACCAGAGAAAGAUUUUUCAUACUGUACAUGAGUCAUGCAGCGUGGAGUGCCUAUGCAUCCUUCAAUUUGUAUCCCUGCACUUGGACCUCAUGUAAAAAAUGACUUUAAUAAAAUAAAGCACUGAAGCAA
Molecule: messenger RNA, 1303 nt
Organism: Polyodon spathula (Mississippi paddlefish)
Lineage: Eukaryota; Metazoa; Chordata; Actinopteri; Acipenseriformes; Polyodontidae
Product: disks large homolog 2-like
Exons: 3
Coding region: 66-413 (115 amino acids)
Source: RefSeq, a predicted model, not a curated record